This is a messenger RNA of Hyaloperonospora brassicae, 942 nucleotides long. Lineage: Eukaryota; Oomycota; Peronosporomycetes; Peronosporales; Peronosporaceae. The record is from the annotation of a GenBank genome assembly.
AUGGGUGGCGCGAAACUCGCGCAUUCCGUGACAGGGCGUGGACGAGAGCGCUGGCGCGACGACCGCCGUCCGCCCCGUCGUCUCGUGCGCACGAACGAUGGCAAAGACGUGCCCCAACUGGCGGGCGAAGGCGUCUACGGCCUCCACAGCGUGCGUCAGGCCCUCGAGAGCGGCCACCGAAACGUGCACGCUCUGUACGUGAGAGAAGAGCUCUUGCGGACGACCGAUGGGCGUCGGUCGCUGACAAAGAGCGCGUUGGAAGCGCAGGCUCUGGGCCGCGUCAAGGAGCUGGCGCAAGCGAAUGGCGUGCCGGUCCACGCGACGAGCAAGUGGAUGCUCAAUCACAUAACGGGGGACAAACCGCAUCAAGGUGUUGUUCUGGACGCGGCGCCACUUCAACUAAAAGCGUUUGUCCCGGCGAAACCGUCAGGUCUUGCCACGUCCACGCGCUCGCCGGUGAUUUUGGCCUUGGACGAGAUCCACGACCCGCAAAACUUUGGAGCGAUCCUCCGCUCUGCGCAUUUCUUGGGCUGUGCUGCCGUUGUUGUGAGCGAUCGAAACAGUGCGCCGUUGUCUCCAGCGGUCUCGCGCGCAUCCGUCGGAGCACUGGAAGUCCUGGUCGCUAAUGACAAAUUGCUGAAGGCGCGAGAUUUGCAUGAAGCACUUGCAAUCAGCGGCGAUCUCGGCUGGCGUAUCGUUGGCGCUAGCAGCGGACCCAACUCCAUCACCUCCACUAGACUGUCUUCAGAUGACACCCAACCUACGAUCCUGGUCAUGGGGAAUGAACAUCACGGUCUUCGUAAAAGCAUCCGUCAGUGCUGCCAGGACAUUGUCAUUAUUCCAGGACAAGCUGUAGAAGACAACACGCGCGUGGACUCACUCAACGUCAGCGUUGCGUCAGCAAUCUUGCUGUAUGAGCUCUUGCACCAUCAGGCACGAUAG